Messenger RNA from Tachysurus vachellii, 4592 nucleotides. It is a transcript of the gene adgrd1, whose product is annotated as adhesion G protein-coupled receptor D1. Gene Ontology annotation, molecular function: G protein-coupled receptor activity. Bases 243 to 2990 code for a protein of 915 amino acids. The transcript is spliced from 26 exons. NCBI's taxonomy places the organism in Eukaryota, Metazoa, Chordata, Actinopteri, Siluriformes, Bagridae. Gene Ontology annotation, cellular component: membrane. Gene Ontology annotation, biological process: cell surface receptor signaling pathway; adenylate cyclase-activating G protein-coupled receptor signaling pathway. The record is from RefSeq and is a predicted model, not a curated record.
ACAGGAUCCCGGUUUGGGUGUGAAACAAACAUCGUUUUUCUUUUUUUUUUUUGAGGAAAAAAAGUUAAAGAAAAAGAAACGGAGAACCAAAGUUCUGGACCAUUAUGUGUGAUACGUCUUUUGGGACGAGAUGAUCGAUUUUUUUCAUUAAAACUCGAUGGACUUUAGCCACUUUAGCUACCAUAAAUUUUUGUAACUUUUUUUUUUUUUUAUUAUUAUUAUUUUUCGCUUUUUUUUAAACGAUGGACUUUUUAUCUAAAGUUUUAAACCUUUCUACUUUUGUCAGCGUCGUCCAGGUCCUUGGAGACCAGGCUGUACCGUCCAAGCAUCCAGGCCUGGAUGUUCUGGCCACAGCGUCACACUACUGGCCCCUGGACGACGUAGACGGGAUACACAGCCUGAGGGACCAGAUUGGGAAUAGAACAGCACUCAGAAUCCACAACCACACUGUCCUGCCUACCCAUAACUCUUCCUCUGUGUACACCAAUGACUCUGCCUACACUAAUAUUUCCGUCUCUGUAGACAUCGUAGAAGGAGUGGUGAACAAAGGCAUCUACCUGAACGGUGACCGCGGAGCCACUUUUCUCCAUUUCGGCAACUACAAGAACUCCUGUAUCAGUGACCCGACUCUGUGUGGACCACAAGGUAAAAGCGUGAUGUUUUCCGUGCCAGGGAUCACGUUCUCCUUCUUCUGGAAGAACCAGGAGUCACAUUCCAGGUUUGCUGUCAUGUCAGGAGGGAAAAUCAUCUCCAACGGCUUCUCUGUCUACACGAACCCCUUCGGAGGAUACGUGGAGUUCUACACCAGACGAAACUCACAACGCUGGAAAGCAAACAUCAACCUGCCAGGACCUUUUUGGACGCACAUCCUGUUCACGUGGACCCUUAAAGACGGCCUUAAAAUCUACAUAAACGGCACAUUCAGCGUUAGCGACACAAAAGGGGACACGUCGCAGGAUUACGGCGAUACCCACGCCGACUUGGUGAUCGGAACAGGAACCAGCCAGUCGUACGGACACUACGUCACCGCGUCCUUCGACGAGUUUGUCAUUUGGGAACGAGCCCUUUCAGCCAAAGAGAUCUGGCUGUACUAUAAAGCGGCCAUAGGUGAGGAUGUCGUUUAUCCACCAACUACCGAAUCUCCUUCUUCCGUUCACACCGCAACAGACGUCCGUCCGCAGGCAACAACAGCAUCGCCCCACCCCACUGCCUCUAACUUCACAGAGAUUCAUGACGCAGUGUCCAUGUCACUGCAAGGUUUCCUUCAGUCUUCCUUCAUUCUGCCCAAUAAAACUAUUUCUAAGGAUACAGCUCACAAUUUGACACAGUCAUUGCUGAAGAGUGUCGACGAGGUGAUAUCCUCCGGUACCUGGCGAGAAGAUGAGGAGCAAUCCACUCCUGUAAUCAGUGGACUCAUAGACACAGUGGACAAAGUCAUGGGGCACAUGGUGUCCAACCUUCAGGCUAAACCGAAUGCUCUUGUUGCUAUAGGUGGAAAGAGCUAUGUUGCAGAUUACUCUCUGAUGAAAAUCCCACAAAAUUAUAAUAUGCAGAACUACAGAUUCCCAACACAAGGCAAGAACUACAUCUCAGUGCCAGGAGAGGCCUUCGCUUCAGAAUCCCAGACUACAAUCGUGGGCCUUUUCUACCACAGCAUGCACAGCUAUUACAAACAGAUCAGCCCUAUGAGAACCAGGAUCAAUGAGGCGGUAGAAUUUAAGGAGCAUAAGAUCCAGGUGGCCAGCUAUCUGAUCUCCCUGAAGGUGGAGCCGUCUCCCGCCCUCUCGGUCAACCUGUCGUCAGAGCCGCUGAUCAGAAUCAUGCUAACACACCAGCUGAGCAAGGAGCAGCAACUUCAGGCCAUGAACGAAAGCAACAAAGUCUUCCUGUACUGCGCCUUUCUGGAUUACAGCUCUAAGGAAGGCGUAUGGUCCAACAACGGCUGUCUGAGAGCUGGAGGUAACCUUUCCUACUCUGUCUGCGUGUGCAACCACCUGACCAACUUUGCCAUCCUCAUGCAGGUGGUUCCUGUGGAGCUCAGCAAGAGUCAUCAGGUGGCGCUCUCCACCAUCACCUAUGUGGGCUGCUCCAUCUCCAUCUUCUGUCUGGCCAUCACCCUGGUCACCUUCGCUGUGCUGUCAUCCGUGAGCACCAUCCGAAACCAGCGCUAUCACAUCCACGCUAACUUGUCCUUCGCCAUCCUGGUGGCCCAGAUCCUUCUGCUCAUCAGCUUCCGCUUUGAACCCGGGACCUUGCCUUGUAAGGUCAUGGCAGUGCUGCUUCACUUCUUCUUCCUGUGCGCAUUCGCCUGGAUGCUGGUGGAGGGGCUUCAUCUCUACAGCAUGGUGAUCAAAGUGUUCGGCUCCGAGGGCAGCAAACACUUCUACUACUACGGGAUAGGCUGGGGGUCCCCAGUGGUCAUAUGCCUCGUGUCUAUUACGUCCUCGCUGAGCAGUUACGGAGAAGACGGAAACUGCUGGCUGUCUCUGAAGAACGGCGCUAUAUGGGCUUUCGUAGCUCCUGCUCUGUUCGUCAUUAUGGUGAACAUCGGUAUCCUUAUCGCUGUGACGAGGAUCAUCUCCAGAAUCAGUGCAGAGAACUACAAAGUACAAGGAGACGCUAACUCUGUUAAGCUAACUGCUAAAGCAGUAGCAGUCCUCUUGCCUAUCUUGGGCAUCUCAUGGAUCUUUGGCGUUUUGGCUGUGAACAAUCAGUCCUUCCUCUUCGAGUACAUGUUUGCAGUAUUCAACUCCCUUCAGGGCUUCUUCAUCUUCCUCUUCCACUGUCUGCUAAACUCAGAGGUCCGAGCUGCUUUCAAGCACAAGACCAAAGUGUGGUCUCUGACCAGCAGCUCCAUCCGCAACAUCAACGUGAAGCCUUUCAAUUCAGACAUUAUGAACGGUAACAGAGGGGGCGUGACCCCGACAAGGAUGAACACAUGGGACAAAAGCACCAACUCAGCUAAUCGCAUCGACCUGUCGGCGCUCUAAGGAUCGACGGACCAUGGCUACUGAACACAAAACGUAUACAAACGGACAGCGAACGCCGUACUCUCUCAGACGCGCCGGCUGAUCUGGCCGUCGUUCCUUUUCACGACGACUCCGCGGUCUAACGAGGUUCUUACGCGGCCGGGCGAAAAAAGCGGAUCGUUUCCCGCCGUCACCGGCUCUUACCCACCGACACCACUCACUUCAUGAAGACAAGCAAGUGUUCAGAGCCAUAAAAACAGAUGAAAACACAAGUCCUGUGUUGGAUAACUCUUCUCUGUUCCAUGUUCAACUGUUAAGUGUUCACCUCGUAACUCUGGUAGCUGCUGGAUUCCACUGCUGUCUGUGAAUCGACAUUAAACUGUGACACAAGAUGCGUCUCGCUCGAGACGAGUUUUUCCAUUUGCUGCCGCUACACCGAACCCCGCUGUUCCCGCUCGCGGCACUAGUCCGAAUAGAUGGAAUGAAAAUCGAGCCUGGGUUACGUACGAGCCGUGUGGUACUUUGCGUUCCAAAAAGGCACGCGAGUGCUUAACCACUCGACACUUCUCGGCUGCAGCUGAAGACGUUCCUGAAAGAGGAAUCAAAACGUAGCGUUCCAUCGUCGCGUGGCCUUUAGCUAACGGCUCCGUGUUUCCUCACACACAUAUCGUGCUGUGUGUUGUUCUCUUCUCACACAUACCAUUUGUAAACUGUAAAAUAUUUGUCUCGACGUCACUUUUAGAAAUAUCUACCGUUAGACCAGACGGUUUCGUGUAAAGAAACGUCCCCGAAUCAACCAAAGCGCUACUAAUUACUAAACUGUACAAUCUCUAACAGAUUGUCUAAACUCUUAAGAUGUUAGAACAAUUUCAGAACUGUUUCCAAAGCAGAAUAUUUCUACAUUUCAUCUACGCAAAAGAACAACAUCGGCUUCCGGGCCAAACGUAGCUUGUGUUUCUUAGACGAUAAAAUGUAGGUCAGGUUUUCUCGUUUCCUUUAAAAACUAUAAUAACGUACUCGUUGUCUUUGUACCGUAAAUAUCUAAGGUAUAAAAUAAUGUAUAAUGAUUGUGACCUUACACUUUUGUGUUCUCACUCCAGAAGAAAUUUAGCCUUUUUAUUUUAAUACAUAAUCUAAAUCCUACGUACCUGUGAAGCAGCUUGAAGCGCCGUUCUUCUAAAUCCUUGGUUUCUAUUGUAAAUGCUUCUGUAUUCUCAUCCUGCAAUGACUGAUCAGUGACCAUGGUCCGUGUGCACUAACGAUCUCUCCGCUAUCUUCGACCGAGAUUCAUUUCCAUUAUUUUUUCUAUUUCCUUCCCAAAGUAAUUUAAAAAAAAAAAAAAAAAGGCAAGUCUUGAGUAAAAUUGUUGGACUUUUUUUUUUUUGAUGAAUAUAUAACGCUGAUACCGAAGCGAUGUACAGUGCAUUAAGAUGAACAGCUUGUGUUGAAUUUCUGUUAAUAAUGUGAGACUCUGUAUCCUGUGAAGUGUCGUGUUCCUUACUGCCGGUCUGAACGUAAAGCAGUGUCACUUUCAGGUUCACGUGGCCUACUUCAUGACAAAGAAGGUGAGACUUAACUCUUUAUUUAUGCCGAUGUAAAAAUAAAAAACUACAUAUUCUGGUA